GUUACACUGGCGAGUUCCUCGUUGCUCUGUAAAACUACGUAGACCAUCUGCCCACACACAAACACAAGCAUGGCAGCCUCUCCUUCAGGAUACAGCAGAAUGUUCUUUAAGCUAAGGAAAUAUGCUAAUAAAUCACAAAGUUUAUAUCAUAUUGAUAGUUUUAAUUUAGUGAUAAGGACAAUAUGGACAUCUGGAUCCAGAACUCAACUUCAGCCCAAAGUCCAUACUAAAAGUCUUCCUCAGAUGGUUGGUGUUGUGGGUCUGGAAAUCCAUGCUCAGAUUCAGUCCACAUCAAAGCUCUUCUCUGGAUCUCAUGUCAGAUUCUUGGCUCCACCAAAUUCACUUGUCUCACAUUUUGAUGCUUCAUUACCAGGAACACUGCCAGUACUGAACAGAAGAUGUGUGGAGGCUGCUGUAUUGACAGGCCUUGCUCUCAACUGUACCAUCAACAGGAAGUCACUAUUCGACAGGAAGCACUACUUUUAUGCAGACAUGCCUGCAGGCUACCAGAUCACUCAGCAGAGGGUUCCCAUAGCAGUGAAUGGCAUGCUGGUCUAUAGUUAUUUUGAAGGUCGCAGAAGAGACCAAGUUGUAACCAAGAGUGUGAAAAUCAAACAGAUCCAGCUUGAGCAAGACAGUGGAAAGAGUCUCCAUGAUGAUGACCAGAGUCAGACUCUUAUAGAUCUCAACAGAGCAGGUGUAGGUCUGAUGGAGCUGGUGAUGGAGCCAGAGAUGUGUUGCGGAGAGGAGGCAGCAGCUGCAGUCAGAGAGCUUCAGCUCAUCCUGCAGGCUCUGGGCACCUGCCAGGCUAACAUGGCCGAGGGGCAGCUUAGAGUUGAUGCCAACGUGUCCGUGCAUCGACCUGGAGAGCCUUUGGGAGUGAGGACAGAGGUCAAAAAUAUCAACAGUGUGAGGCACCUGGCUAAAGCCAUAGACUACGAGAUCCAGAGACAGAUGGAGGUUCUACAGAGCGCUGGGAAGGUUCUUAAUGAGACCCGAGCAUUUGACAGCAAAUCUGGUAACACAAUUCCAAUGAGGGAUAAGGAAGGCUUACAAGACUACAGGUUCAUGCCAGAGCCCAACUUGCCGCCACUGUUUGUUUAUGAGAGUGAAGCUUCAGUGCCUGCUGGCGUUGACCCUGCCCAGGUUGUGGUGAUUGACAGGCUGAGUGGCCAGUUGCCAGAGCUGCCGUCUGUGAAAAGGACAAGGCUAGUGGAGACGUAUGACAUCCUGCAAGAGCACAGCUUCACACUGGUGGUGAGGAAGUCCACAUUCAAUCUGUGCAUUCCCAUCUCUCCAUGUGCUCUUGCUGAGCUGAUCAAUCUUGUAGAAUCUGGUCAUAUCUCAUCUUCAACUGCCAAGCAAGUUUUCCAGGAGAUGUGGAAGGCUCCAGAGAAGACAGUGGGCCAGAUAGUGAAGGAGCAGGAUUUGUGGAUGAUAAAUGACAAAGAAGAGCUACAAAAGAUCUGUAAGAGGAUUGUGAACAGUCACCCUGAGGAGGUUCAGAUUAUCAGAGGGGGUAAUAAGAAAGUACUGAACAAAUUGAUGGGUGAAGUUCAGAGAGAAACCAAAGGCAGAACUGACCCGGUCCAAAUCAGAGCCAUUCUAGAGAAAAUGGUCUCAUGAAUUACCCAGCAUGCCUCUUUAUGGGUUAAUGCUGUGUUCUGGACAAGCAACUUAAUGGAGAAAUGGAAUUGUCAUACAUUUGUACAAUUGUCUGUACAAUUGUUCCAGAAAGGUGUCUACACUGUAAAAUGUAGAGCUACACAGCCUGUUAAUAUUUACCGGUCUGAUAAACAAAUGUU
This is a messenger RNA of Sinocyclocheilus rhinocerous, 1805 nucleotides long. RefSeq names its product glutamyl-tRNA(Gln) amidotransferase, subunit B (gene gatb). Gene Ontology annotation, biological process: glutaminyl-tRNAGln biosynthesis via transamidation; mitochondrial translation. Gene Ontology annotation, molecular function: glutaminyl-tRNA synthase (glutamine-hydrolyzing) activity. NCBI's taxonomy places the organism in Eukaryota, Metazoa, Chordata, Actinopteri, Cypriniformes, Cyprinidae. The record is from RefSeq and is a predicted model, not a curated record. Bases 70 to 1626 code for a protein of 518 amino acids. Gene Ontology annotation, cellular component: glutamyl-tRNA(Gln) amidotransferase complex; mitochondrion. The transcript is spliced from 12 exons.